This is a messenger RNA of Octopus bimaculoides (California two-spot octopus), 1058 nucleotides long. Its product is annotated as putative RNA-binding protein 18. The record is from RefSeq and is a predicted model, not a curated record. Lineage: Eukaryota; Metazoa; Mollusca; Cephalopoda; Octopoda; Octopodidae. Gene Ontology annotation, molecular function: RNA binding.
CUAGCUUUACACGUUGCCAACUUGACUACUUUAAAAUAUUUUCUCCUUUAAGUUCUUUUACUUUUCUCUUCAUUUAAAUAUUAACCACAAUAUUAACCCUUAUAUUAGCUGCUUUGCCAUCACUAAAACAAAUAUUUAUGAGAUAUUUAGCUAAGCCAUUAAAAAAGCCAUAAUAGAGAGAAUUGCGACUGAUUUUGGUUUCCUUGUUCCUUUUUAAAGGCUUUUGUUUGUAAUUAAGAAAUGUUUUUGUAAACCCUUCACAAUUUGUUGUGAAAUGACUUCGGACAUGCCAACUUAUCUCCCAGCACCACCUCAAGAUCCUAAUGCUGCCGACCAGUGCAGACUAUGGAUCGGUAACCUUGACCCUCGUGUUACAGAAUUUGCUUUACUUAAAAUCCUUCAGAAAUUUGGUAAUCUUUUGAAAUUUGAUUUGAUGUACCACAAAUCAGGACCAGACCAGGGUAAACACAGAGGAUAUUGUUUUGCUACUUAUGAAAAUAAAGAGGAAGCAAGUUAUGCCUGUCAAUGUCUUGAUGGGAAGCUUCUUUUGUCAAAAAACUUAUCUGUCAAGUUGGCACAUUCAGAUAAAGAUCAAAAUAUCGGCUUACCAUUAACAGUAAAAGUCUUGAAAGAAGAUGCCAAAUUAAGCAAUAUAGACAGUAAUUCAGGACUAAGCCGAGAAAGUAAAAUCCGAGCAAUUGAAGCAAAACUUCGAGCGAUGGAAGAAAGUCAGAAGGAUUUCACUUACUCCCUGGCCCCUGCGGCAGCACCAGGGACCAGUAAAUGGUGCUCAUCUCAAAUGGCAUCCACUCGAAAACCACAAAAUAAUAAACCUUACAGACGAACUUUUUCUAAAAGAUGAGGAACUCUUUUUUUUUUCUAAAGAAAGGAAGAAACAUUAAAAAGACCAUUUUUCUAAAAAAAAAAAAAUUAAUUAAUAAAUGAUAUGAUGGACCAUUUUUCUAAAAUAAAAAUGAAUGGUCAUUUUCUGAGAGGUCCAUUCAAAGAGUACCACUGUCAGCACUGCAAUGACAAUAAAUUUAAUUCCUGUAACAGAA